Molecule: messenger RNA, 852 nt
Organism: Callorhinchus milii (elephant shark)
Lineage: Eukaryota; Metazoa; Chordata; Chondrichthyes; Chimaeriformes; Callorhinchidae
Gene: ufm1
Product: ubiquitin-fold modifier 1
Exons: 6
Coding region: 189-446 (85 amino acids)
Biological process (GO): protein K69-linked ufmylation
Cellular component (GO): nucleus; cytoplasm
Source: RefSeq, a predicted model, not a curated record
AGCGAACACAGCAGCGGGGCUGCGCGUGUGUGUGUGUGUGUGUGUUCAGGGUGUGACACCUGUCUGUGCUGGAGUUUGAAGGGCAGCUAUAGCCGGUCCUGUCCGGGCGGUGACGUGGCCCAGUCCGUCAGUCUCUGGUCACUUCCGGGGUCAGCGGCCGAGUCGGCGCCGGAGAGAGAGAGAGAGCCAUGUCGAAGGUUACCUUCAAGAUUACACUAACGUCAGACCCCAAGCUGCCAUACAAAGUGUUGAGUGUACCCGAUGCCACACCUUUCACAGCAGUGUUAAAGUUUGCAGCAGAAGAGUUCAAAGUACCAGCAGCAUCCAGCGCUAUUAUAACAAAUGAUGGGAUAGGAAUAAACCCUGCUCAAUCCGCAGGAAAUGUUUUCCUGAAGCAUGGCACAGAACUGCGACUCAUCCCCAGGGACCGUGUUGGAAGCCAUUAACCUUUUGCUGCCCAUAUAAUGGACAGGAAACCAUCUUCUCCUGCUGAAGAAACAAACCCAUAUUUAUUUUGGAAAUUUUUGGUCCAUGCUACACCUGUUUGAUACACAUUCCUGUUAAAAGUUCUUGAUAAGGUUCUCGGGAUUUAAUUAACCAACAGAUCUUUCAAGAGAGAAGAUUUAAAUUGUGCACACUGUAAAUCUGCCCAGCGGUAACCAGACAUUUAAAAAUUAUCUGUACUGCAUUGGAAUUGUUGAAAGACUGGACUGCAAAGAGUUGUCAAGCAAGUAGAGUUAAUGCCUUAAUGUAUGGAAUUGUUGUACUGUAUUAAGGAAUAACCUGCACCUAGUGAUCUAGUAAAUAUGAUCUGCUCAGAAUGAACUCAGAUNAAAAAAAUGUAAAGUUUGA